CUGUUGUCACUUGUGACUGUUGAAGUACAUGUAUAAAGACCAUGUCGCCUUGUAUAGACGAAUUUAGAGGAUGUAACUGAGUUGAAAACACAAGGAAGAUGGAAUAUGAUGAAAAAUUUGCAGACAAGAUGGCUGAUUUAUGUUACAAGAAAUAUCAGUCAUUGCCAAAGAAAGGGAAGCCUCAGAAAGGAAAAGAGUGGACAUCGUUAUCCUGUGUAGUUAUAACAAAAAAUCAGGAAAUGAGAGUUGUCUCCCUUGGUACAGGGACAAAGUGUAUUGGGAAGAGUAAAUUAAGCCCCAAUGGUGAUACAGUAAACGACAGCCAUGGAGAAAUUUUAGCAAGGAGAGCCUUUCUAAGAUAUUUAUAUGCUGAAUUGACGGAAGCCUAUAGUGGUAGAAAGAGUGAGAUUUUUACUGCCCCAGACAUGAUGUCCAACAAGUGUGAACUUAAACCAGAUGUGCAUUUCCAUCUCUUCUCCAGUCACACCCCAUGCGGUGAUGCUUCAAUUUUCCCCAAAGAUGAAUUGUCUAGGAGAGAAGAAGUUGACUGGGAUUCCUUUUGUUGGCAGUAUGGUAGGAAGAGGAAACUAGAUACAGAGAGUGACACCAUGUCCAAAUGUCCUAAACUAGACAAUUCAGAUAGCAGUUCACUGUGUGAAAGCAGUAUGUCAGCAGCCGGGGACAUUAAAGCGAGUCCUUUAGAUAAAGUCAGAGAUAUGGAUCAGAGAAAUUCAAAUAACAAAGAUGAGAAAAAAAUUCAGUCCAAAAGUUCUGAUUGUGCAUUUAUAAGUAACAUGUCUUUAGAGCAUUCUGUGAAAGGAAACCAGAGUGAGGAACCUCAAUCAUCCAAGCAUCCUGUCCAAUCAGAGAGCCUAAAACAGAACGACCAGUAUUCUGAGCAUUUUAUUGGAUCAGAAUCUCCAAAACAUAAUGUGCAAUCUCAGUGUAAAGACAAUUUUGAGUGUAAUGAAAAAUUUCAGGACAAUCAGAGCAGCUCAAAGGGAAAUAACCAAAUCCAAAAUAGACUGCCGGAUAUUUUUAGGACAGGAGCAAAGCCUGUUGCUGGGGGAGGGGAGGAUCCACUCGGGGAGGGUUCAGAAUACCACUCGGUUGGUCUUUUUAGAAUUAAGCCUGGCAGGGGGGAGAGGACUCUGUCCAUGAGCUGCAGUGACAAAAUAGCGAGGUGGAAUGUCCUGGGAUGUCAAGGGGCAUUACUCUGUCAUUUUCUUCAAAAGCCAGUGUAUUUUUCUUCUAUUAUAAUUGGAAGAUGUCCAUUCAACCAAAAAGCAAUAACGAGGGCAGUAAUAGAAAGAUCAGAGGGUAUUAAAGACCUACCAGAAGAUUUUCUUGUCACAAAACCAGCCAUUCUACAGUCAAACAAGGUGUUUAUUGAUGGGAAGGCCUGUGUAGAGAAACAGUCUAAAGGAAAAGUUGUUCCCUCUUCAGCAGCUAUUAUAUGGUGCGAUUCCAUGGAAACACCUGAAGUUAUUAAUGAAGGCAAACCACAAGGCCUUACAAAAAAGGACUGUCUUAAAGAUCCAGUGAAAGCAAGGAGCAAGAUAUGCAGCAGGGAGUUGUUCAAUUGCUUUGUCAGACUUUUGAAGUCUGUUCAAAUAGAGAAUCUUCCUCACAUUAAAAAUAGUACUAGAACACCACAUGCCAAUUAUUUAGACUGGAAGAUGGCCUCGGAAAAUUAUCAAAGAACCUGGCAGAAACUCAAAGCAUGCUACAAUUCCUGGAGCCAGAAACCAGAGGAACUUUUGAAAUUCUACUCUGAUGUUAGUUAGCAGUAUCUGAAAAUCUGUGAGGUGAUAAAAUUUAAAUGACAAUGGGGAAACUUUUGGCAAUCCUGGAUCCACUGCAUUAUCUUAACUUGUUCUACUAAACAGUUCCUCCUUCCCUCUGAUUGGACCUUAUAUGUGCAUUAAACAAGGACUGCCUUCAUACUUUUGUCCAAGUCUUGAGCAAGGUCCACUGAUUACAAGUUAAAGUCCCUCACAAUGUUUUAUUUACCCUUGAUAAUUUGUAAUGAUUAAAGAAAACAAGAUCUA
This is a messenger RNA of Saccostrea echinata, 2051 nucleotides long. RefSeq names its product tRNA-specific adenosine deaminase 1-like. Gene Ontology annotation, molecular function: adenosine deaminase activity; RNA binding. Bases 99 to 1787 code for a protein of 562 amino acids. The transcript has 10 exons. The record is from RefSeq and is a predicted model, not a curated record. Lineage: Eukaryota; Metazoa; Mollusca; Bivalvia; Ostreida; Ostreidae. Gene Ontology annotation, biological process: RNA processing.